UCCUAGAGAGAGAAACAGAAGAAGGCAAAGAGGAGAAAGACGAAGAAGGAAGGAGAUAGAUAACGAUAUUAGGAAACCCUAGGAGGAGAAAGAGAAUCAGAAUAACUUGUUGUAGAGAGGGAAACAGAGAGGAGAGAGAGAGUUUCUUCUUCUUCUUCUUCUUCUUCUUCUGUUCUUCCUCUUCUUCUUGCUGAUCUGAUUUCGGAGAAGAAAAUCCAACGCGGUUCGCUUUUCUGCUUCAGAUUCUUGUCGGAGAGGGAUAUCGGAUUGCCGUUCGGUUGAGACGGCGGGCUUGUUGUUGGGCAGGGCGGGGAGUUUUAGGGAGAUCCGGAGGCGGCGACGGUUGAUUUUGGGAGUUUUUGUUAGGGUUUGUGAGGAGGAAGGUUUUUGAUUGGGGGGCGGGGCCGUGGCUGCCCAUGCGAUUGUGUUUGUUUUGAUGCCGCCUGAACGAUUGCCUUGGGAUCGGAAGGACUUCUUCAGGGAGAGGAAGUACGAGAGGUCGGAGUCCGUUGGCUCCGUCGCCAGAUGGAGGGACUCAUCCCAUCACGGUUCCCGCGACCUCAAUCGCUGGGGAUCUGCAGAUUUUCGGAGACCUUUAGGUCAUGGUAAGCAGGGUGGUUGGCACUUUUUCCCUGAGGAGUCUGGCCAUGGGUAUGCACCUUCUCGGUGCAGUGAGAAGGUGCUGGAAGAUGAGAACUACCGGUCUUCUAUUUCGCGCCGGGAAGGGAAAUAUGGCAGGAAUAGUAGAGAAAAUAGAGGGUCUUACAACCAAAGAGAAUGGAGAGGUCACUCUUGGGAAAGCAAUGGGUUUUCAAACACGCCAGGAAGAGCACACGAUCUGAACAAUGAACUAAAGUCACGUGAUGAAAUGCCAGCAUAUUCGUCUCAUUCGAAUGGUGGCUUUGGGAACACGUGGGAUCAGAUUCAGUUGAAAGACCAACAUGAUAGAAUCGGUGGCUCUAAUGGGUUGGUCACAGGCCAGAAAUGUGACAGGGAGAAUUCUCUGGGCUUGAAUGAUUGGAAGCCUAUCAAGUGGACUCGAUCUGGAAGCUUGUCUUCACGAGGUUCGGGUUUCAGCCAUUUGAGUAGCUCUAAGAGUGUUGGGGCUAUAGAUUUAAGUGAAGCAAAGGUUGAAUCUCAGACUAAAAAUGUUACUCCAGUCCAGUCUCCCUUGGGGGAUGCUAAUGCUUGUGUGACAUCCGCCGCACCUUCGGAUGAGACAAAUUCUCGGAAGAAACCACGCCUUGGAUGGGGUGAGGGGUUGGCAAAGUAUGAGAAAAAGAAAGUCGAUGGUCCUGAGGUUAUCUUGAACAAAGAUGAGACUGUAUUUGCUGUCAGCAAUGUGGAACCUUCCCAUUCUUUCAGUUCCAAUUUGGUUGAUAAAAGUCCACGAGUUACAAGUUUUUCAGAUUGUGCAUCCCCUGCUACUCCAUCAUCUGUUGCUUGCAGUUCCUCACCAGGUGUUGAGGAGAAGUCAUUUGGUAAGGCAGCGAAUAGCGAUAAUGAUAUUAGUAAUUUAUGUGGCUCACCUGGUCCUGUGGCUCAGAACCCUUGUGAAGGAUCCCCCUUUAAUUUAGAGAAAUUGGAUUUUAGCUCAGUGGCUAACUUGGGGCCAUCAUUAACUGAGUUGCUACAAUUAGAUGAUCCGAAUUCAAUGGACUCUAGUUUUGUGAGGUCUACUGCAAUGAAUAAGUUGCUUAUAUUGAAGGGUGAAAUUUCAAAGACACUGGAGGUGACUGAAUCUGAAAUUGAUUCACUUGAAAAUGAACUCAAGUCAUUGAACUCCAUUCCUCGAAGCAGUUCUCCAUCAGCUUCCAGUUCUUUGCCUCUGGAGAACAAAUUAAAAUCAAGCGAGGAUCUAGAUAUUACCAAUUCGGUUCCUCGUCCGGCUUUAUUGCAUAUUGUUUCUUCCAGGGAUGCAGUUGUGGAGGAGAUACCUAUUUGCAAUGGCCGCGAGGAAGAAAUUCGCACAAAUAAUAAAGACGAGGAUGUUGAUAGUCCUGGAACUGUGACGUCGAAGUUUGUUGAGCCUCUGUCUUUGGCAAAGAAAGUUUCUUCUUUUGACAUGUUGAAUCAUGUUGCAGAGGACUUGAAUCACAAUCAGUUGUUGAACAAGGAGGUGCAAUGCGCAGUGCAUUCGGGAGGGGGAAAAACUGGUCCUUCCACUUAUGCGGAUGAUGGUAUUCUGACAGAGGUUGAAACAAUUGCACCUAUCUCCAAUUGUAUGGGUUCAUGUACUGAAGGAGAAGAUAUGUUGCAUGGCGCAAUUUUGUUGUGCAAUAAAGAAUUAGCAAAAACAGCACAUGAAGUAUUUAAGAAGCUAUUGCCGAAAGUUGAUGUUAAAUUAGAUUUUUGUAGAUUUGAUAGUGCCUCGUCCUCACAGCAUCAUACACUUGUUAAAGACAAAUUUGCAAUGAGGAAGCGGUUUUUAAAGUUUAAGGAGAGAGUUAUAACCAUGAAGUUCAAAGCCUUUCAACACCUCUGGAAGGAAGACAUGCGUUUGCUAUCUAUAAGGAAAUACCGUGCCAAAUCACAGAAAAAAUUUGAAUUAAGCUUGCGGUCAGUGCAUAAUGGGUAUCAGAAGCAUCGAUCUUCCAUCCGUUCUCGUUUUUCUUCACCUGCAGGCAAUCUGAGUUUAGUGCCUACAACAGAAAUUAUCAAUUUUGCAAGUCAGUUGCUGUCUGAUCCGCAAGUCAAGAUUUAUAGGAACAGCUUAAAGAUGCCUGCCCUAAUUUUGGACAAAAAGGAGAAGAUUAUGUCGAGGUUCAUCUCUAGUAAUGGAUUAGUUGAGGAUCCCCUCGCUGUUGAGAAGGAAAGGGCUUUGAUUAACCCUUGGACACCUGAAGAGAAAGAGAUUUUUAUGGAUAAGCUGGCCUCCUGUGGGAAGGAUUUCAAAAGAAUUGCUUUUUUUCUUGAACACAAGACAACCGCAGACUGUGUUGAGUUUUACUACAAAAAUCACAAGUUUGCCUGUUUUGAGAAAACAAAGAAGUUGGAUAUUGGUAAGCAGGAGAAGUCCUUAUCUAAUGCGAGCUAUUUAAUUCCAUCCGGGAAAAAAUGGAAUCGUGAGAGGAAUGCGGCUUCCCUUGAUAUUCUGGGUGCAGCUUCAGCUAUGGCAGCCAAUGCUGAUGCUAACAUGAGAAGUCGACAGACGUGUUCUGGAAGGUUGAUUUUGGGAGGGUUCAGCGAAUUUAAAGCAUCAUGGGGUGAUGAUGGCAUGGUUGAAAGGUCGUGUAACUUUGAUGUCCUUGGGAAUGAAAGAGAAACAGUUGCUGCUCAUGUUUUGGCUGGUAUUUGUGGUUCCUUGUCAUCAGAGGCAAUGAGUUCAUGUAUCACGAGCUCUGUUGAUCGUGUGGAGGGCUAUCAGGAGUGGAAGUCCCAGAAAGUUGAUUCUGUACUUAGACGGCCAUUGACGCCCGAUGUUACACAGAAUGUUGAUGACGAGACUUGUUCUGAUGAGAGUUGUGGAGAAAUGGAUCCUACUGAUUGGACAGACGAGGAAAAAUCGAUCUUUGUUCAAGCAGUUUCAUCAUGUGGUAGGGAUUUUUCUAAGAUAUCACAAUGUGUUAGAACGCGUUCCCGGGAUCAGUGCAAGGUCUUCUUUAGUAAGGCUAGAAAGUGUCUUGGGCUUGAUCUUAUACAUCCUGGACUAGGAAGUGAAAGAACGUCUCUAGGUGAUGAUGCUAAUGGAAGUGGGAGUGGUUCUGAAAAUGCAUGUGCUCCAGAAACUGGCUCAGGUAUUUGCAGUGAUAAGUCAGGUUCUAAAAUGGACGAGGACUUGCCCUUGCCCACCAUGACGAUGAACCUUGAUGAAUCUGAUCCCAUUGAGACCUUGAACUCACCAAAUACAGUGAGUAGAUCUGAGGGAGAAAAUGAGAGGGAACUACUAGAUCAUAAACAAAAUGCCAGGACAUCAGAAUCUCAUGGAUCUGAUGCAUGUCAAACACAGGGUAGGCCCAAUGUAGUUUCUGAUGGCGAUAGCAAUAUCACAAAUGGUGUUGAUGAACAGUCAGAGACACUGCCUCUUCGGGAAAGUGAAUCGGUUUUGGUUACUAUGGACGCCGAAAUGAAAAAUGUAGCUCAACAGGGGACUUCUGUUGCAGAAUCUGUAUCUGUUUGUGAGGGAAAUGAUCCUGAAUCUCUUAAUGUUGGAUCUGUGGCUGGGAUAAAACCUGUGGCUGAAGUUUCCUCUGAUGGACCUGGAAAGAAAGUUGAGGAGGGGUUGAAUGAAAAAGGAAUUGCUAGUACGAGUGGGCAAAGUGGCUUAUCAAAUAUAGAUGGAAAUGUUUCCAACUUGGCUGCUGAUAGAAGUUCUAGUUCAGGUUUCAAUCUGAACCCUGACUUCCCGUAUCAAGUUUCUGUUGAGUUGAAUUCCAAGGACAAGUCUUGUGCCACCUCGUUGUUGCAGGAAACUUCUCUUGCUUCUGCAAAUUCCAUCUCUUUGGAUUCCCGUGCUAUUCCAUGUGAGAAAAAUGGAAAUGAAGGUAAAACACCAUCAACACUGGAUUUUCAGGAGAGCAAGGAUGUGUGUCAUAAAUCUGUUUCCACAGAUGAACCUCAUGGACAUCUAACAGGUCUCCCUUUAUCAAGCAAUUCUGAAUCCUCACACGUUCUCAGGGCCUAUUCAUUGCAAUUGCCAGUCAAGAAAGAGAUGAAUGGAGAGGUCAGGUGUAGAAAUCUCUCUGAAGUUCAAAACCUUCCGAAUUCAGAUGGGAGUAGCAGUAAUCAUUUCGUGUCACAAGGCUGUUAUCUUCAGAAGUGCAGCACUUUGAAACCUCCUUGUUCGGUGACUGAGUUUCCACUCAACAGUUUGUCCCAAACGAUGGAGCAAGCAAUUGAUCAUCCAAAAGCGCAUUCACGGAGUUCGUCGGAUUCAGAAAAGCCAAGCAGGAAUGGCGGUGAUGUGAAAUUGUUUGGUAAGAUACUCAGCAAUCCCUUGUCUGUACACAACCACUGUGAGAAUGAAGAAAACGAAGGGAGUCAUGAGCACAAUUCAAGCAACAAGCCAUCUAACACAAAGUUCAUUAACCUCCACAAUUUGGAUGGAAGUUCUGCCAUCCUGAAAUUUGAUCGAAAUAAUUAUUUGGGCCUUGAUAAUGUUCAAAUGAGGAGCUACACCUACUGGGAUGGGAACAGAUUACAAGCUGCAUUUCCGUCUCUGCCUGAUUCGGCAAUUUUGCUGGCCAAGUAUCCUGCUGCAUUCAGUAAUUUUCCUACAUCUUCCAAGAUGGAACAGCAGCAGCAAUUGCAGGCAGUUGCCAAGAGCAAUGAACGGAAUGUGAAUGGCGUAUCAGUUUUUCCCACCAGAGACAUAAGUAGCAGCAAUGGGAUGGUGGAUUAUCAGGUGUAUAGGAGCCGAGAUGCUCCUAUGGUGCAGCCAUUUACGGUAGAUGUGAAGCCACGGCAAGACAUGUUUUCUGAGAUGCAGAGACGGAACGGCAUUGAAGCACUGGCAAAUUUUCAGCAUCAAGGAAUGGGGAUGGUUGGAAUGAAUGUUGUUGGGAGGGGAGGAGGGAUAGUUGUUGGCAACGGGGCGUGCACAACGGGUGUUUCAGAUCCCGUUGCGGCACUUAAGUUGCACUUUGCAAAAACCGAUCAGUAUGGGGGGCAGAGUAGCAGCAUCAUCAGAGAGGACGAGUCUUGGAGAGGGAAGGGGGACAUAGGCAGGUAGUAGGAGAUAUGUGUUGUUGUCCUUAGUUGGUCUUCAGAAGGAGGCUGCCCUUUUGAGCGGCAAAUUUCUUUGAUUGCCGCACCCUGUAUUAUAUAGUUUUUGUAUUGUUCAAUGAAAUGAUAGGGCAAUAGAUGGGUUCUCUCAGGUUUGUCUUUUUUUGGUUAAAAAAUAUCUUACUCGUAGGUGCUUGUAAUAUUCCAGCAGCUUUUCUAUUUGUUGUAUUUGAUGCAAAAAGUUACAGAAAAUAAUCUGUGAAAGUCGGGGGAGGGUUUAUUUGGUUUGCGACCAUCUUGAUCGCCCUCUCUACCUUAACCUAACAAAAACAAA
This is a messenger RNA of Morus notabilis, 5998 nucleotides long. RefSeq lists its product as uncharacterized. The transcript has 6 exons. The record is from RefSeq and is a predicted model, not a curated record. Bases 437 to 5671 code for a protein of 1744 amino acids. NCBI's taxonomy places the organism in Eukaryota, Viridiplantae, Streptophyta, Magnoliopsida, Rosales, Moraceae.